This is a messenger RNA of Moneuplotes crassus, 819 nucleotides long. The record is from the annotation of a GenBank genome assembly. Lineage: Eukaryota; Ciliophora; Spirotrichea; Euplotida; Euplotidae.
AUUUCCAAAUGGAUGCUCCAAAAUGAACAAACGAUACUCCAGAAAAGACAGUGAUCAAGUCUGAAAAAUCAGAGUCAAAAUCUGUUGAACAAAGCACAAAAGCUUUGAAAGAUAGGAGUUUAUCUCCAAGUAAGGAUAAAAUUAACCCUGAGGAAGGCCCUGUCAGAAAAUGGGAGAAGAGAUGGGUCCUACAGCCUAACGUACUUGACUUUGGAUCAGAGAUUUGGGUGAAGAAAUGGGUCUGUAUCCUGUACAACAAGAAUGUAGACACAGUUGCCUACCAGCCAACCAUGACCAUUAUUCCUCAAAGCAUGGAUUUUGGAAAUGAUGGGUAUACAAUAAAUGAUCCAAGUGAACAAGCAGAUUCUAAUUAUGAUAGAAAGGAAGACACUCAAAGGGAAGAUUCUUAUAGUUCUCAGUUCUUUGACUCAAAUGCUAUGGUAGAGACACCCAGGAAAAGACUCGUCUGCGAGUAUGAAGGAUGAAAUAAGACCUUUACAGAGCUAAGCGCUUUGAAAAAGCAUCAGUUAACUCAUGGAGAGAAGAACUUCCAGUGUCAUCAGUGAGGAAAAUAAGUUCCUUGAUAACUCUAAGCUCAAGAGACAUCUUCUUGUACACACUGGUGAAAAGCCAUUUGCUUGAAAAAUUUGAGGCAAGAGGUUCUCUCUUGACUUCAACAUGAGAACGCAUCUAAGAACCCAUACAGGAGAGAAGCCAUAUGUAUGCUCAUUUAAAGGUUGCAAUAAGAGAUUUACACAGAGUAGCAAUUUAGCCGCACAUGAAAAGACACAUCGAGACAAGGAAGCUAAGGUAAAGUAA